CGCUCAGCCAGUGGUGUAUACUGUACCUUGGUACGGGGCUGUUAAACAGCUUGGAGCAUGUAAAAAAAAACUGGAAGAUUUCUUCAUACAUACUGACUAGAGCUCAACAUAUCAGGUCCCAAGUUCACAGCCGACUGCAGGUCUCUGCACCACCUCCAUCGAUUACUGGCUCCAGAGAUCAGCUGUACUAUAAGACCUGAGCAGAAGUUGAUACAUUAUAGAGUGAGAAAUGACCAUCAGCAACUACUCAAGCUUGGAACUUCCACCACAUCACAAGGAUGUUCCCCGCAGCCUUGAUCAAAUUGAUAUCUACAAUCAAAGUGUGAUAAACAGCAGCCUUGGAUUCUGUGAUGUAAACCCUAUGGAAUGUAAUUUGACAGUGGAGGAAAUCCUGUUCAAGUACCUGGGUCCACGUCGGUCCAACAACUUCACCACCAUUUGUGUGAUAUACCUUCUUAUCUUUGCAGUUGGUGCUGUGGGGAAUACUUUAACUUGCAUUGUGAUUAUUAAACACAAGAUCAUGAGAACUCCUACAAAUUACUACCUAUUUAGCCUUGCAAUUUCUGAUUUAAUGGUUCUCGUAAUGGGAAUGCCUCUCGAGCUGCAUGAGAUCUGGAGUAACUAUCCAUUUGUUUUUGGGAAGGGUGUAUGCACCUUCAAAACUCUACUAUUUGAGACAGUUUGCUUUGCUUCCAUCUUGAAUGUAACUGCACUUAGUGUGGAGAGAUACAUUGCUGUGGUUCAUCCUCUUCGGGCCAAGUAUGUAGUAACUAGGAAUCAUGCAAAGAGAGUUAUCAUAUCUGUGUGGGUUUUAUCUGUUCUGUGCUCUAUUCCCAACACCAGCCUGUUUGGAAUCUACCAACUGAAUGUGUCUGGUCUUGGCAUAGUACCCGGCUCUGAAACAUGUAACUUAGUGCGACCAAGAUGGAUUUACAAUGUUAUUAUUCAGAUUACCACAAUAAUCUUCUUCUUCUUACCAAUGGGCACCAUCAGUGUUCUGUAUCUUCUGAUUGGUCUUCAACUUAAAAGGGAGAAGAUGUUGCAAGUUUUAGAGGCUAAAUCUGGGGGAGAUGGAGACAGUUACCAAAAUGUUAGACUUCAACAAGAGAAAAGUCGAAGGAAACAGGUGACUAAGAUGCUGUUUAUCCUUGUGGUGGUGUUUGGUCUUUGCUGGGCUCCCUUCCAUACUGAACGUCUGCUGUGGAGUUUCAUUAACAACUGGACAGAAGAGUUGCACGAGAUAUUUGGUUUUGUCCAUAUUAUCUCUGGUGUCUUAUUUUACCUCAGUUCGGUAGUUAAUCCAAUCCUGUAUAACCUACUGUCUACACGUUUUCGUGAGAUGUUCAAGGAGGUCAUGUGUCAUGGGAGGAAAAAAAGGCUAGGUUCUCGAAGGUCUUCACCAAGUGUCACACGGGUUACUACACGAAGCACGAUGUGUGAGCAUGUACCGGGAAAUGGACAUCCUUUCUCCGAUGUGGAUGAAUUUGAGGUCUAUGUAGAGUGUGAUAAUGUGGCCAAAAAUGAAUCAUCUUUUUCUUGAUCACCUUUCUUUUCUAUAGCCAGGGUGUAUUAUUGCAAUGGCCCUUGGAUUAAGAUACAGACUAUACGCUGAUAUAGACAAACUGUGCUUACACAACAUUCUCUAAUUCAAUGGGAUCUGCAGAAUAACAUUUUUUUUGACUCUUUUCCUUUCAAUACCCCAGUGAUGAAUGAGUCAAUAGUAGCUACACUUUUCCAAAAGCACCUAUACAGAUUAAAUGUUUUUUCUCUGACAACAGAGCUGUCCACACCAACCCAUAUUGUCCUCUUAGGAUCACAAGACACUUAUAUGGGAUUGGUGCUGUUAUAUACAGCAAUGGAAGAGUGUGAGAGGUUAGAUUUAUUAACAAUUCUUCCAAACUGCUUUCUCUGGAAGGUCUCAUCUGUGCACGUCUUCUCAUUGUAAAAUGUCAGUAGAAUUAGAAAAGUCUGGAUCAUAUUGUACAUUCCAGAAACAGAAGCCAGAGUGGUUAGUAAUCUGUGCAGCCAAUAAUUUAAGAGAGGCCACUGCUGAUUAUUCGGGAUAUGUAGAAUAAAUUACAAUUUCCUUUGUUUGCACCGUAUACAUACUGUAGGUUGUCAGAGUUAUCAUUAACUAAAACAAUGCUUUUAUCUCAUUUCAACUAAUAGGACUCUCAAAGUGUAAUCUACGCUCUAAGGGCCUAAUUCAGCAUGAGUUGUAGUUUUGUGAAAAUUCGCAAAACUGCAACUCAUUCCACUAGCAUGCGGGGGUUAGCACAGCACAGGGCAAGGCCGCUCCGUAACCGGUCCGGACAUGCCUCCUCUGUCCGGACCGUGCCCCCCCCCCCCAACGCUGCAUCGACGCCUCCAAAACACUACAUUGACGCCCCCGCCUGCCCUGCAAACUCCUCUACCUGUCAAUCAGGCAGAGGCGCUCGCAUAAGUGAGAUGCCGUCGCAUCUCAAUGUGUGCGCACGCAAAGUGCAGCUACUGUGCAUGCACACACUGCACAGGUGCUUCAGUAUGCAACCGCAUCGCAGUUGCAUCUCACUCUGAAUUAGGCCCUAUAUUCACUAUGGGCCCUAUGUGGAAUUAUACGGAAUUGCAAAAUGUGUACGUAAACAUAUUUGCGUCUUUGCUGCCUAUUCAGAGUCAGUCACAUAUGCAAGUCUCAGGCUACAGUUCCCUUCCAUUGUCUAUGGCUCCCUCCACUUGCUUGAUGCAGCUGGAUCACAACGGCAGCGUGGGCAUUGGCAUAUUUAUAAUGGGUGCAGUGUGAGCGGUGCACACAGGUCCCUGAGUCCAGGGGGACACACACUGCACCCAUUUUUUUUAAUACUUAUCCCUCCAGAGUCCCACGCCGAUGGCAACAGCGCUGCAGAAAUCACUGGGAAAAUAGUCACCAUGCCAUUCUCCAGGAGAUCUGCAUAUGCGUAUUAGGAUGUAAGCACUCUAGUACUCAGACUCUCUACAGCGCUGCUCUGCUGCCAGCACCUGGCAGAGAGGAGGAGGCCCGGACGGAGGUGGCAGCGCACAAACCUCCUCCUCUCUUAAAACACCCCUGGGUGGGGUUUCACUGUUAAUUCUGAAAUUGCUAGUACACAAUGGAACGCAUUGCAGUUAAUAAGUAUUCAAGUGGAUAGUGCAGAUAAUAAGUACCCAAGUGGAUUGGAACAUGUAUAAUGCAAAGAGUAGCAGACACAAAUGGGACAUUUUAUUUAGUGACAGCAUUUAAAAAUGUAUGUGCAGGCUUCCCCUUCCCUUACUGAAUGUAUGCAUUAUUUGAUCAAAACAAUUGUGCUUUAGUACAAAGUGACUUUCAAGUUUAAGGAUUUUGCAUAAAUGAGUGUUUUCACUGUGUGGACAGGAUGUACUAUGCAUCGCUUGGCGGAUGCAAUACAUCCCACCACUUAUUGUGUAGAUGCCAGCGUUAAUAACACUGGUAUGAAACUAGAAAUGCAAUUAAAAUCGCAGUGGACAGCUUUCCUUUGGGAUAGAAGGACUUCCAAGUUUUUUUUAUCCGGGAGUCCUGUGCAUGCACAGAAUGACACAGGCACUGCAGGGGACACUGGGAGGGAUCUAAUUGGAUCAUUCUCAGAGUAGAACAUGAAAAGAAGCCCAUAGGAAACUAUAAUGCACUGCCAUCUACAGAUGGCGUCCCUUACUGGAUCCAAACUCUACAAUGUAUUGCAUUAAGGAGCUUGGAAGUGGUGGAUUUCCCACUAGGCAUGUGAGGCACAUGCCUAGGGGCGGCACUUGGCAGGUGGGUGGCACAGCAUGCUGAUGAGGCCAGGAUAUUUAUAGGGGAAAUAUAUAUAUAUAUAUAUAUAUAUAUAUAUAUAUAUAUAUGUUAUAACUAAACUCAGAAAAUGGCUUUUUGAAAUUGUGCCCACAUGUCCAGCUUUAUUACAUCUUACCCUGUUUUUCAAUCAUACGUAAUCAAAAUUUUAAACGGUACACUUAAACUAGGGUUAGAGCACCCACAACUCAGACCCCUCCAAGAAGUUGCACUUGAGACUUCUCAGAAGCCAUUUUAUAUGACUACACCUUCCCACCCUGUCCUUAGCAUACCUCCCAACCACUGGGAGUAUGAAGGUGGGACAUGAAGAUGUGUGGCUUUACUUCACUGCCCCAUUUACAGCACUCUGUGGGCAUGCCAAGCACUCCCUGAGCUGCUGGUCUUUCCCCGGGCUCACCGUAAACUUUUUAGAAGCCAUACGCUUGCAUGUGGCAUCUAUUACCCACUGCUCUGUGGUGAUGAAUGCUCACCCAGCCUCCUCCUCCUUCACACUGUGGAGAACUGCAGCCAAAAAGCUGGACUGUCCCGCUGAAAGCAGAACAGGUUUGCCCUAACGUACUUUAGCUGCAACUGCAGCCCCACUACCCACGCCUGCGCUCCCAUUCCAGCGCUGGUCUCGGCCACCUAGAUGUGCACCAUCGCAAGUCAUGUCACAACUGAAAAAAAGCUGUGAAUUGUGACAUUUUGAUAAAAUAAAAAACAAUGCAAUUUUAGACCUAAAAAGAUGCAAAUUGCUUUUCUCUUACGUCCUAGAGGAUGCUGGGGACUCCAAAAG
Molecule: messenger RNA, 4574 nt
Organism: Pseudophryne corroboree (corroboree frog)
Lineage: Eukaryota; Metazoa; Chordata; Amphibia; Anura; Myobatrachidae
Gene: NMUR1
Product: neuromedin U receptor 1
Exons: 4
Coding region: 230-1540 (436 amino acids)
Biological process (GO): neuropeptide signaling pathway
Cellular component (GO): plasma membrane
Molecular function (GO): neuromedin U receptor activity
Source: RefSeq, a predicted model, not a curated record